CCCAAAAAUACCCAUCGACCUUGAGCUGGGGCACAAGCUCACCGAGUGGCUCAUUAGGCCCGAAUGCCCCAAGCUCCGGCGAUGGAUAUUUAAGGUGAGGGUGGUGGCUUUCAGGACAAGUUCAGCAGCUACGACACCGCGACGCUCGAGCCCUUGUCGAGCACAGUUCUUGCUAGUAUACACGAACUUCGGAGUUGUUGUGCUUCAUCACAUACUGCCGGACCCGUCACGGGCCCCGCAUCACAGGUUUCGCGUCUCAACUUUUUCGGGCGAAUUUACGGGUGGCGAUGUUUAUCGCUUGGCUGCGACUCAAGCCGUAUCUUUUUCUAUAUAUGUGUUCUCUAUUCUGGAGUAUUUUGAUUUCUACGCGCAAGCUGAAUGCCUCCAGCAAUAUUGUUUGCUAAGGUAAAAUUUUUAAAUUGUUCUUUCUUCCUUAUUUUCCUAUUCUUUAUUUAUUAUUUUUUUUUCUAUUCGGCAACUCUCUCCUUUUUUCUUUUCUAAUGUCUGAUACUGUAAACGUGUAUACAAUGCGAUAACUAGCCCUCGCAUAACUAUAACGGGGUUAUUUGGUUAUUAGGGGUUAAUGUGAUACUUGCAACCACGUAACUUAGUGGUGGCAUUUCCUGGCAGCAAGUGCUUUCCCCACUUUGGGUAUAUAUGCACCCUUAGCCUUUCAAAUCAGUAAUUAACUGAGGCAUAUUUUUAAUAGAUCCUCUUUUGCAUGUUUCAGGUUACCGAAGGAAGACGUGGUAGCUGGUCCCCAAGAGGAAGAAUCAAUUUUCGAACCAGACACGAAUAUUAGGAGUGGCGUACAUGAUGCCAGUAUUGGAGUCACUCUUUGUUCUCAAGUGCCGGCCCCAAAGCCAUUUACAGUUCCAGACACAGAAGUUCUGCCCGUUUCACCAAUGGACACACGGGAGAAUCCACCUGAGGAUGCUGUGAAACUGCCUAUGGAACCUACUAGAGACUUCUUCCAACCGCCACAAGCUGAGUGCAAAAAGACAACUGGUCAGCAUACAAUUGUCGUUGAUCCGAUUUCAUUUGAUUCUGAUGAACCUGAACUGACGGAUCCUCAACCGAAAAAGUCGCGUCAAGCUUCUUCAUCCUCAACCGAUGAUUCCGGAUGUACACCAUUUCGCAGAGGAUUAUGCACCACAGACGUGACCUCCCCCUCAUCAGACAACGAAACACAAGAUGGAAGCCGUAAAUCAUCAGGAUCAUCAGCAAGUUCCCUGUCUGACAGCUUUCUUACGAUGGAGAACAUCGAAUGCAGGAUGAAAAGGGAUUCCAAAUACCGAUUCAUACUUGAAUUCCUCAAACAUAUAAACUUAGUCCGAACAGAUCUCCAACCGAAAUUAACAUUCAGGUCGAUAGAGAGGAAGGAGCAUUUCAUUUUCCGUAUAAGCCGCCCCGCAAGCGUAGCACUCCGCAAUGUAACCCUAAAAUUCAUUGAUAUUAAUAUGCAAUUUAUUUAAUAAACAAAUUAUUUUGUUUUCAUUGCUAUAGAAUUGAAACUGAGCUCAUACAUUUUUUACUUAGCUUAUUCAAUCUCUACGACUCUACAUCAUUACUAUAUAGUACGUUUUAUCCGAUUUAAUCUUGAGAAAGAUGAAAAAUAUCGCACAUUCAAAAUUAUUUUUUCUUCUUCUACUAAAUUUUCGAAUUU
Bemisia tabaci is the source of this 1666-nucleotide messenger RNA. The record is from RefSeq and is a predicted model, not a curated record. NCBI's taxonomy places the organism in Eukaryota, Metazoa, Arthropoda, Insecta, Hemiptera, Aleyrodidae.